Messenger RNA from Paracoccidioides brasiliensis Pb18, 1107 nucleotides. RefSeq lists its product as uncharacterized. Bases 1 to 1107 code for a protein of 368 amino acids. The transcript has 5 exons. The record is from RefSeq and is a predicted model, not a curated record.
AUGGACAAACUUCCACCACCAACCAAGGCUCCGCCGUUUCCCAUCGUGACCGCUGAUCAGAAAGCCGUUCUAGGCGUAGCAAUCGCGUUUAGUAUCACUCCGGUAUUGGCUGUCUCGCUACGGCUUCUCGCUCGGCGCAUCGCUUACAGAGUUUUAGAUGCAAGUGACUACUGUAUCAUUGCUGCAUGUAUAUUCUCAGUGACAUUAGAAUCAGUCAGUAUAACGGGUGUUAUUCAAUGUGGCAUUGGCUAUGGACAUACGACGAAAGUCCUCAUGGAGUACGGAAUGGAGCCCAUUACCAAGCUUUUGAAGCUUCUCAUCCCGCUUCAGUUUCUGUGGGCACUCAGCCUCAGCUUCUGUAAGGUGUCCAUUCUCUUGCUCUACGCCAGAGUAUUCGCGGUCCCUAUCGUCAUCUGGGUAGGUAGAGGUGCCAUGGUAUUCAUCAUCUCAUGGGCAAUUGCAACCAUUGUUGCGGGAUGCCUUAUUUGCCGGCCUUUCGCCUUCAAUUGGGACCAGACAAUCCCUGGAGGCAAAUGCAGCGACCAAGUCCUCUCCUUCACCAUAACUGGUGUUUUCAACCUAGUCACCGAUGUAUUGGUCCUUCUCCUGCCAUUGCCAUACCUCUUCAAGCUACAGAUGCAAUUAUACAAGAAACUCGUCUUGAUGGGUGUCUUUAGCAUUGGACUUUUAACAUGCGUCGUCAGUGCCAUUCGCAUCCACACUCUCUCCUCCAUGGACUUCAAAGACAUCACCUACUCCCUCCCAUCCGCCAAUAUCUUUUCCGGCCUCGAACCAAGCGUAGCCAUAACGCUCUCGUGCAUUCCACUCCUACGGCCCUUGCUGCGGCAUGGCAACUACUCAAACAACGGCACUCCGGUCUAUCAAUCCACCAUUCCCUCAAAGAGCCCAGGCCUUGACGGCUGCGGAUUCGAGCAGCUCAACGACAACAACUCACAGCAUCAAUUAAGACCAGUGGCCGGAAAACACUAUGCGGCGGUUUGUGAACCGAAUAAACAAGUGUCGAGCUCGCGUGGAAGCAGCGACGUGGAAGCCAGUGAGGCUAUGGGCAUUACUGUCCAGGAAGACUGGCAAGUUGCUACGAAUUGA